GAAAAUAUCUAAUUUAAUAUUAAGCCUAUAAAUACAAAUCAAUUUGACACUUAUAACUGGAGUUAUCUCGCAACUUUGAAAUCUGUAUGCAUUAAAAACGGCAAAAGAGUCGUUAUCAAAGAAAUACACUUUUAUUUUGGUUAUGUACAUUUGUACAAAUAAUGCCGUCAGACGAAAAGUACUUAAGCAUCUUGUUUUUAUGCAAAUCUGCCUGACAUGCAUGCUUAUGCGAAUUAUUUUCCAUGAAUCUGAAAUUGAGACAGAAGAUUUUUUGCAAAGUUCAAAUCCCGUUCUACAUCUUCGUACGAAGGAGUUUCGUCGAGUUUGUGGCUCACUCCUCCGGAGUUUGCUGUUGCAGAGUUUAGCUGCAAUUUUAUCGUCGACCUGACUGUAUGUGACUGUUCGAUUCGUGUAUGUAUGACAUGUACCACAAUUCAAAAUACUUGACCCCUUGAUGCAAAAUAUUUUUAAGAUGUCCUUACUACUUGAUUUGUUCCUAAUUCGUGCGUGUGAUGUAUUUAGUUUGACUUAUGGACCUAAGUUGAAAGGUGGAACAAAACUAGUGGAUUACACAUGCAUAGCCGUGCGAAUUUAGCUCAAGCUACAUAUAGCAAGCACAUACGUACUUUUACUUCUGUGUAGAGAUGCUAAAGAUUUUACCCGGAAAGUAUUUAGAACUUUCUCCGACAAGGAACGAGCAGGAAAGUUAUCCUCAUCUGAUCACCGUCAUUUUGACACUCGAGUAAAUUUUUUUUAGAAAAGAAAACUUCGUGUUGAGCCCAUUAACAUUUCAUAAAACUAGAAUAAAUCCAAAACACAUAUCAAAAUGGCAGCAGAAUCUGAGGAAUGGACUGAAUAUUUUUUUGAGCAAAGGCAUGCUCAUCGAGUUAGAAAGUUGGAAAAAACACUAUUUCUUCCCACAAUUCUCAUUCAUGUGGCGAACGUUCUGUUUCUAAAAACUACAAAGUGGACGUCAAAUGACGCAGUUAGUAACGCAUCCCCGCACGCUCCUCGUUACAGUUUUACACGAUCCUCAUUUUCUGAUUCUGAUAUUAGUACAGAGUAUGAUAAUGACCCAGUUAUUUUCCUUUAUGUCCUGUACAUUUUUUCUGGAGGCAUAGCUCUGAUCUGUUUUUCUGUAACCAAACUAUUUUCACCGACGCUAAAUAAGGGUAUGAGUAACGAAGCUAUCACAAUUAUCAGGUGCCGAAAUGAAGCAACAGUCACGAUUUUUAUAAUGCUAAUUGUUCUCCCUGUCUUGUACAAAGUCCAUCCAACUUUUUCAAUUCUUCUCAUGAUAUUUCUGUUGUAUAAAUUAUACGUCGUGACAGUUUUCACAAAUUAUGUAAGGAUAUUAAAAGUACAAGGCACAUAUCAAUCCAACACGGAAACCACAUACCCAAUAGAUCGACCAGUCUCGAUGUCAACCUUUAUAAAUGUUGAGGAGGAUGAGGACGACGUCGACUGUGCGACAAUGGUACAGCAUUUCAACAACAACACACAACAAAGCAAUGCUGGAUGGAUUCCAAGGGGACGAUCGUCAGUAUUCAUGCAAAGUUAUGAUCCAAACACGCGUAAAAUUUCUUGGGAAGAUCCACCUCCGACUUAUGAACAAGCGACUAAUAUUAUUCUGUCGUAAAUUUCGGCGGAGUCAUAUUAGUAUUAAGGCUCGUAAUGUAUGCCCUUAGUAGAAAAGUACGAACUCGACUAAUUAAAUGGUGCUAUUCUUAUCUUAAAUUAAUCUGAUUUAUUAUUAUAUUUAUAUGUAUCUUACAUUAUACAUACUUAUAUUUUAUGAACCACAUUUAACUAUGAUAAAUAAUGGCCCUCCUCAGACACACGAAAAAAUCGUCGCUUCGAAUUUGGCUUUGUUUUUCGCUUAUCGAUAGCAUGGCAAAAAUUAUGAAAAUUGUAAAAUUUUGUUCUGACUUCAGCUAAGCGACCUUAACCCCACUUCUGAGUUGAGUUUCUGGUCGCUUACCCCAGAGCUCGCUUAUCAGGAAGUAAGCGAAAAACUAAGCGAAAUUCGAAGCGACGAUUUUUUCGUGUGUCUGAGGAGGGCCAAUAUAACAUUUCAGUAUUAUUAACGUGCAAAAUUUUACAGAAUUUACUGUAAUUACUUAUGAUUCAUUAAUAAUCGUGUAUGAUUCCUUAUGGGGUAAUAGAUACAUACGUAUUAUGUACACACAAGGUAUAAAAAGAUUGUGUUAGUUUAGUGUAUUAAAAGAUUAAUAAAACCUCCUAAGUUCAAGAUCUCUCGAA
Folsomia candida is the source of this 2262-nucleotide messenger RNA. RefSeq lists its product as uncharacterized. The transcript has 4 exons. The record is from RefSeq and is a predicted model, not a curated record. Lineage: Eukaryota; Metazoa; Arthropoda; Collembola; Entomobryomorpha; Isotomidae. The coding region runs from base 827 to 1639 and encodes 270 amino acids.